CGGCGGAGUCGGGGAGUCGUCGUCGUCGUCGGGAGCCGCGUCGGGCGACGCCGAGAACGAGCGCGUCAGGCUCCGCGGCCGCCACUCGGUCGGUGUGCUGAAUGAAGCGCCCGCCCCGCUGAGCCCCGAGCCCGGCGCCUUCCCCCCGCAAAGAUGGACGGUUUCGCCGGCAGCCUCGAUGAUAGCAUUUCUGCUGCAAGUACUUCUGAUGUUCAGGAUCGCCUCUCAGCUCUUGAGUCACGAGUUCAACAACAGGAAGAUGAAAUCACUGUGCUAAAGGCAGCUUUGGCUGAUGUUUUGAGGCGUCUUGCAAUCUCUGAAGAUCAUGUAGCCUCAGUGAAGAAGUCUGUGCCAAAUAAAGGCCAACCAAGCCUUCGAGAAGCUAUUUCCAUGUCCUGUAUAACCAAUGGAAGUGGUAUAAACAGAAAACAGAAUCACACCAGCUCUGUAUCAAUAGCAAGAAAAGAAACUCUUUCAUCUGCUGCUAAAAGUGGUACAGAAAAAAAGAAAGACAAGCCACAAGGACAGAGGGAAAAAAGAGAGGAGUCUCAUUCUAAUGAUCAGAGCCCACAAAUGCGAGCAUCACCUUCUCCCCAGCCCUCUUCACAGCCUCUCCAAAUAAACAGACAAACUCCAGAGAGCAAGAGCUCCGCUCCCACCAAAAGCAUAAAACGUCCACCAACAGCUGAAAAGUCACAUAACUCAUGGGAAAAUUCAGAUGAUAGUCGUAAUAAGUUAUUGAAAACCGUUUCAACAUCAAAACUAAUAUCAAAGGUUAUAAAAAGUGCAGACAAACAUAAAGAUGUCAUCAUCAAUCAAGCAAAAAUGUCAACCCGUGAAAAAAACAGCCAAGAAGGAGAAUAUAUUAAAAUGUUUAUGCGAGGUCGGCCGAUUACCAUGUUCAUCCCUUCGGAUGUUGACAACUAUGACGACAUCCGAACAGAGCUGCCUCCGGAGAAGCUCAAACUGGAGUGGGCAUACGGUUACCGAGGAAAGGACUGUCGAGCAAAUGUGUACCUGCUUCCUACGGGGGAGAUAGUUUAUUUCAUUGCAUCAGUAGUGGUACUAUUUAAUUACGAGGAAAGGACUCAGCGACACUACCUGGGUCAUACAGACUGUGUGAAAUGCCUGGCUAUACAUCCUGACAAGAUUAGGAUCGCGACUGGACAGAUAGCUGGAGUGGACAAGGAUGGAAGGCCUCUGCAACCCCAUGUCAGGGUGUGGGAUUCAGUAAGCCUUUCCACACUGCAUGUCAUUGGACUUGGAACUUUUGAGCGUGGAGUAGGAUGCCUGGAUUUUUCAAAAGCAGAUUCAGGUGCUCAUUUAUGCGUUAUUGAUGACUCCAAUGAACAUAUGCUUACUGUAUGGGACUGGCAGAAAAAAUCAAAAGUAGCAGAGAUAAAGACAACAAAUGAAGUUGUUUUGGCUGUGGAAUUCCACCCAACAGAUGCAAAUACUAUAAUAACAUGUGGUAAAUCUCAUAUUUUUUUCUGGACCUGGAGUGGCAAUUCACUAACAAGAAAACAGGGAAUUUUUGGGAAAUAUGAAAAACCAAAAUUCGUUCAAUGUUUAGCAUUCUUGGGGAAUGGAGAUGUCCUCACUGGAGACUCAGGUGGAAUCCUGCUUAUCUGGAGCAAAACUACCGUAGAGCCCCCACCUGGGAAAGGACCUAAAGGUGUCUAUCAGAUCAACAGACAAAUCAAAGCUCACGAUGGCAGUGUGUUUACACUUUGUCAGAUGCGAAACGGGAUGCUAUUAACUGGAGGAGGGAAAGACAGAAAAAUAAUUCUGUGGGAUCAUGAUCUGAACCCUGAGAGAGAAAUCGAGGUUCCUGAUCAGUACGGCACAAUUAGGGCUGUUGCCGAAGGAAAGGCAGAACAAUUUUUAGUAGGUACAUCACGAAACUUCAUUUUACGGGGCACAUUUAAUGAUGGCUUCCAAAUAGAAGUGCAGGGUCAUACAGAUGAACUCUGGGGCCUUGCAACACAUCCCUUCAAAGACUUGCUCUUGACAUGUGCUCAGGACAGGCAGGUGUGCAUGUGGAACUCGGUGGAGCACAGGCUGGAAUGGACCAGGCUUGUGGACGAACCAGGACACUGUGCAGAUUUUCAUCCAAGCGGUACAGUGGUGGCCAUCGGAACACACUCAGGCAGGUGGUUUGUUCUGGAUGCAGAAACAAGAGAUCUCGUGUCCAUCCACACUGAUGGGAAUGAGCAGCUCUCCGUGAUGCGCUACUCAGUAGAUGGUACUCUCCUGGCUGUAGGAUCUCAUGACAACUUCAUUUACCUCUACACAGUCUCAGAAAAUGCAAGAAAAUACAGCAGAUAUGGAAAAUGCACUGGACAUUCUAGCUACAUUACACACCUUGACUGGUCCCCAGACAAUAAGCAUAUAAUGUCUAACUCGGGCGACUACGAGAUACUGUACUGGGACAUUGAGAAUGGCUGCAAACUGAUCAGGAACCGGUCAGAUUGUAAGGACAUUGACUGGACGACGUACACCUGUGUGCUGGGCUUCCAAGUCUUUGGUGUCUGGCCAGAAGGAUCCGAUGGGACGGACAUCAACGCACUGGUGCGGUCCCACAAUCGAAGGGUGAUAGCUGUGGCCGAUGAUUUCUGUAAAGUUCAUCUGUUUCAGUAUCCCUGCUCCAAGGCAAAGGCUCCCAGUCACAAGUACAGUGCGCACAGCAGCCACGUGACCAACGUCAGUUUUACUCAUAAUGACAGUCACCUAAUUUCAACUGGUGGGAAAGAUAUGAGCAUCAUUCAGUGGAAGCUUGUGGAAAAGUUGUCUUUACCUCAGAAUGAAGUCAUCCCCGACAGCAGUCUAACCAAAGCCCCUGCCUCCUGUACUGACAAUGCCAGGCAGUGUCACCUUCCUUCCCAGCCGUUGACUGAGACCGUCGUCAUCGAGGAAGAGAGCGGAAUCGGCAGCUCGCCCACGCUUGUGGAGAACAGCCUGGAGCAGAGUGAGGGGGGCAGCGAAGACCUUGGUGCUGCCGUGAUGGAUGAAGAGCCUGCCAGUGAGUUGGGCGAGAAGCAGGGAGCAACCGACCUGCCUGAGGACCAGCAAGGCACACCACCCCUCUGCUAAAA
Molecule: messenger RNA, 3095 nt
Organism: Peromyscus eremicus (cactus mouse)
Lineage: Eukaryota; Metazoa; Chordata; Mammalia; Rodentia; Cricetidae
Gene: Eml4
Product: EMAP like 4
Exons: 24
Coding region: 154-3093 (979 amino acids)
Biological process (GO): microtubule cytoskeleton organization
Cellular component (GO): mitotic spindle
Molecular function (GO): microtubule binding
Source: RefSeq, a predicted model, not a curated record